Octopus sinensis (East Asian common octopus) is the source of this 7697-nucleotide messenger RNA. RefSeq lists its product as uncharacterized. The record is from RefSeq and is a predicted model, not a curated record. Gene Ontology annotation, biological process: cell surface receptor protein tyrosine kinase signaling pathway; multicellular organism development; protein phosphorylation. Gene Ontology annotation, molecular function: transmembrane receptor protein tyrosine kinase activity; ATP binding. NCBI's taxonomy places the organism in Eukaryota, Metazoa, Mollusca, Cephalopoda, Octopoda, Octopodidae. Gene Ontology annotation, cellular component: signaling receptor complex. The transcript has 20 exons. Bases 369 to 4451 code for a protein of 1360 amino acids.
AUAUAUAUAUAUACGCGCACAUAUAUAUAUAUACACGCUACACUCCCAUACGUACACUUACACUCUGUUUCAUCCAAUCCCUCUCUUUGUAGCUGUCAGUCUAUUCCUCUCUCUCACUCUCACUCACUCACUCGCUCGCUCGCUCGCUCACCCGUUCUAUCUCUCUCUCCCCUUCACUCGCUCGCUCGCUCGCUCCUUUCUAUCAUUCUAUCUCUCUCUCUCUCACUCACUCACUAUCACAGCUCUACUCUCACUCCCCCCCUCGCUCUAUCUAUCUACCAGUGUUCUAAUACACACACACCGCCUAUGGACUUUACUCGUCGUCUGCUUUCUUCCAAUUCCACUGUCCGUUACGUUGGACUAAAACAAUGAAGAUUGUUAUGUUUAGUGUGGUGACUGUUAUUGUCUUCUCCUGUUUUACGCUGCUUAUUAAUAGCAAAUGCCUGGAGGAUGAGGACGAUUUAAUGGCUCGUUAUCGACGAAGCUUUCAGAACAAUGCAAACAACCAUAAAGCUCCAAUUGUAAUUGAGAGCAGCAUGAGGGCAUCGCAUCAAAUUGUCAGUCAUGUCUUGAACAUUCUUCUAGAAGAAGUAAUAGGUUUUACUAAUGUCAUUGUUAAAGAUAUUGAAACCAUGAACACCACAGUAAUGCUUAACAGAAUUGUUGGCUGUCCAAUAUCCAGUUCUAACCUGGAAGACAGAAUGGGUUGGAAGUCAUGUAAAGAAAACAUUAAGUACACAGUAAUCAACCUCGAAGUUUGGUUGUCACCAGUGUUUGAUACAAGACCAUGGACAAAAAGUAAACAUGUUGUUGAUUGUGGUCCAUUAGGUCCAUAUGGCAGAGCUGGCUGGUUUAUUCCGACAGAUAUAGCAACAGAAUUCUGGUCACAAAAUAUAUUCAUUGAUCAUUGGCGGGCUCUACGACUACCCCAAGUAAUUGCUAGGUUUUCAUUGAAUGAUUCAUUGUCUGUACUUGAAAAUGUGAUGACAAAAAGACUUAAUCAGGGAGCAGAACCAUUGUGUAAAGAGAAAGACUGUGUGAAUGGUUUCCUACUAGGGCCAGGUUGUAAAUACCUCAGUGGUGGUUGCCUUAUACUAUUAUCAAGUUACCCAGAAAUGAACUAUCAUCUUCUACAGUCUCAGAUAAAUACGCUCAACUUACCAGUGAUUGUAGCUUGGAUAGGACAUUAUUUGACAGACUUUGUUCGUCAGCGUGCACAGCGGGGUUUACCUGUCUUGUUUUAUGAUUGGUGGCCAAGUCCACUCACACUCAAUCACAAUUUCACACAGAUCAAAUUCCCAUCAUGUCCUUAUGAUCCUAACCCAAUCUACUGUAAUUUCAAACUCAACCAACUAACUAAAAUGACAUCACCAGCUCUUUCUAAAUUAGCUCCCCGGGCAUACGAAGCUGUUUCUCGGAUGUCUUUUACGCAAGAGGAAUACGCAGAUUUGCUUCAGUUUUAUAGCAAUGCAAAAAGUUUAAGACCGAGCAUACGGGCAAGUAAAGUUGCCUGUAGCUGGGUAAAAGAUCACGAACAUAUAUGGAAACGAUGGUUUCCUAAAAUUAUUUCAACAAAAAAAAAAGUUUACCUUGGUGGAUUAUUUCCUCUCACUGGGCCAUUUUGGACUCAGCCUGGACUUAUUCAGAGUGCAGAAAUGGCUAUUGAAUGGGUGAAUGCAGACACUAAUGUCCUGCCAAAUCAUGAGCUAAAGCUUUUAAUAAAGGAUACUCAAUGUCGAACUGAUGUAGCCAUGCGUUCAUUUAUCGACUUAGCUACAAAUACCACUAUUCCUAUUGCUGGUAUUCUCGGUCCUGGUUGUACUGAUGAAGCUGAACCAAUUGCAGCCAUUAGCAAACACUUUAAUAUGAUAAUCGUCAGCUACAGUGCUGGUGCUGCUUCUUUAAACAACAAGCAGAAGUACCCAUAUUUUUUUCGAACAGUACCCCACAUCAAUUAUUAUAGAUACGUAUACGAAAAAUUAUUUUUGGCUAUGAACUGGCUGCAAAUUGGGGCUAUUGCUGAAGUUGGCAAAGAAUUUACCGAGUACCACCGUCUUCUAAAAGAUCAUCUUCAUUCCCGAGGUGUGUAUAUGAUUGCACGCAAUAAAAUGAUGAACAGCAGAGAUCCUCUGGAUUUGUCAAAAAUAUUUGCUGACUUGCGAAGAAAUAAAAUUCAUAUCAUCAUUGGAGAUUUCUUUGACUAUGCAGCUCGCUUAGUUAUGUGUGAAGCAUAUCGACAGAGGAUGACAUCAUACGAAGGCUACGCUUGGUUUCUACCAGCUUGGCUUUCUGAAGACUGGUGGGAUGUCGACUACUACAAUAGUCCACCAGGACGGGAUGACACUCGGCCACAGGAAGCAGUGCCUUGCUCAACAGAAGAAAUGGAAGAAGCCGUGGAAGGUUAUUUCAUUUUGUCCAAGAGCUUUUAUAAUGAUAAUGGAAAGAAAAGCGUUGCAGGAGAUAUUACUGUGAAUAAAUUUAGAUCAAUAUAUGCUGUCAAAGCUGGAAAAGCAAAUAACGAUGAGAGCACAUUUGCAGGCUACGUGUACGAUGCAGUCUGGGUGUUUGCCUAUGCUUUGGAUAAGUUAUUAAAAAGUAACCCAAGUGCAUUAGAAGCUCUUCAUACACCCGCAACAACAAGUCAGCUAGUACAAUACAUCAAUGAAACCAAGUUUGAUGGUGUAUCUGGUCACAUAAGUUUCCAAGGAGGUGAACGCAUAGGUACAAUUAACAUUCUACAAUAUUUUCACAACGAAACCCGUCUCAUUGGUCAAUAUAUCCCAACUAUCCACACGAAUCCUCGCAUAAACAUCCGUGGUAGCAACCAUAUUGUAGAUUUAGAAAAUGAAGAAACAGAUAACGGAAUUCUUCGGCUUUACAAGAGAAAGGUGCGCUGGCUCUCACCAAAUGGGAAACCUCCUGCAGAUGGUAGGCAAAAUGAAAAAGUCACUGAAUGCCAUAUAGAGAAGUUUCGAGCUUUCUUGAAUGUCAACUGUGAAAUGGCUGUAAUUCUUGCAAAUGUCAUGGCAUUUGGUUUCUUUUCUAUCAUCAUAUCCGUUGUUCUUAUAAUUAUAAGACAAAGGUAUUGCAGACGUAACAGAGGUUCGAACCAGAAAAUGGAAGAACUCGGGUUAUUAUCUACUCGAUUCUCCCGGUGCCUAUCUCUUGAUGGCUGGGAAUUACCUCGAGAUAAUGUGGUAUUAAACAGAAAACUAGGCGCAGGAGCAUUUGGUACUGUGUUUGGAGGAGAGGCAUUCCUCGAUGAUCAAGGUUGGCAGCCUGUGGCGGUUAAAACACUAAAAGUCGGAUCAACCAUUGAACAAAAACUUGAUUUCUUGAGUGAAGCAGAAAUGAUGAAAAGAUUCAACCAUCCUAAUAUUGUCCAGUUACUUGGAGUAUGCACCCAAGGGGAGCCUAUCUACACAAUAAUGGAAUUUAUGUUACAUGGUGACCUAAAAACUUACUUAUUGUCUCGACGGAGUCUUGUUGAUCGAGAAACUAUUGAGGCCGAAGACGUUGCUCCCUUUAAGCUAACCCAAAUGGCUACUGAUGUUGCCAAUGGACUAAACUACCUCCACAGUCUUAAAUAUGUACACAGAGACUUAGCUUGUCGUAACUGUUUGGUACAUUCAAAUAAAACAGUGAAAAUAGGUGAUUUUGGAAUGACGCGAUCACUAUAUGAAUCAGAUUUUUACAAAUUCUCUAAAAAAGGGAUGCUUCCAGUUCGAUGGAUGUCCCCAGAAAGUAUAUGGGAUGGAAUUUUCACAGCAUUGUCAGAUAUUUGGAGUUUCGGUGUACUUUUGUAUGAAAUAGUAACAUUUGGUAGUUUUCCUUACCAAGGCCUCUCAAAUAACCAAGUUCUGGAAUAUAUCCGAAGUGGGAGUCGUAUCACAUUACCAGAUUCAUGUUCAAUUGAAGUACGAACACUGAUUUAUUCUUGUAUGGCUUUCAAUCCAUCAGAACGCAUAAAAUUGGAUGACAUUUUACAAGCAUUUUCAGAAAACACUGAAUAUUUACAGCCUUGUUUAGAUGUUCCUUCGUCUAGUGUUGCUUUAGAAGGAACUUAUUCAAUUGAGAUUGCACAACAAUCUGGUCAAACAUCCCUAAGUCAUAACACCUCACACACUUUACUCCAGACGUCCCCAGGGGCUACCUCAGAAGUCAGCACAAUGUUACGGAAAAAUAGCCCUGGGGGAAAACUAUCUGCUAAAGCUCACAAAUCAGGCGGCCACUUAUUUGGCCGGCCACGCAGUAACAGUUCAAUUGCUCCAUUUAAUAACUCUCGAGGGUCUGUUGUGAUGACAGUACAAAAUUUUCAUAUGAGCUCACCACAGAUUCGAAUGCAAGCACCUUCUUCUGUACCUAUAGACAAUAAGGUUGAGAGCAGUAAUGUUUCUGACCAAGUUAGUGAAGUGUCACGUGAAUUAUGUCAGACUGUAACAUCAGUAUGAAAGUUAGUUGAUCAUGUAGAUAUAUUUUAUUGUCCAAAUGAGAAAGAACAGAAGGUAAGUCUUCUCAAUCAAAGAGAUAAUGAGCAAAACUGAAAAAAUCAAUAAUUUUCAGAUAUUGACAUUCCAUGUGAAGUUUUCUUUCAUUGUUCAAAGUGUAUCAGUUGGUCUGCUCACAGCCUGUCUUCCCUCAAUGAAAACAUACAUGGCCACUGGAACUGAGUUGAUUCCUGAAUCUACCAAUGCAGAUUGCAACUACCCGAUGUUAUGUUUCAACUCUAUCAAAACCCAAAGUCUUUAUCUGGUAAUUCUUUCAAUGACAAUAAGAAUUAGAACUUCCAUUAUACUUUCAUUGAUCAUAUCAAACUUUAUACACAAUUCUGUAUUCAUUUUUCUCAAAGGUUUCGUUUUUGUUUUUAAUCAUGAUGUUAUUACAGACCUUGAUUUUAAGGUUGUAAUUUACCAAACAUUAAAUUCUUAAAAAACAAAAAAAAUGAAAAUUCAUCUCUCACGGAGUAUCUAUGAAAUAGUAUCUUUGAAAUACUUCUGUAAAUUAGUGUCAAUCUUGAGGUCCUUUAAUAAUAAUUGAAAUCCCAUAUAAAGAAUUUCAGAGUCCUUCCUAAUUCCCUUGUUUACUGUCUAGUUAUCUUUACAUUGGAUUUCAAAUAUACUUAAUACCAAACAGAUACAAAGCUGACAUACUUCUUAUAGAAACUUAUUUUAGAUUUAUUUAUUAAACAUUUAAAUAGGAAAAUAGCUUUUAUGGUAUUACAGAAUUAACUUGAGUAUCUCUCUAUUAUACUGUUAAGAUAGAAAGAUAUUUUCAAACUAUAUGUACUAGUCUGUGUAUUUUUGUACAUGUGUAUAAGAAAAACUCAGUAUGUAAAUAUGUUUGUGUUUAUAAAUAUAAAUCUUUUACCAGGAAUUUCUAUUAAAUGUGUAAUACAUAAACUCCCAUCGUACAUAACUUUCCACAAGAAAAAUAUUUCAAAAAGGCUUAAAUUUUUUCCCUUUUUUUUUUUUUCUUUCAUUGAAAUUUCUUGCCAUAACCAAACAGACUCUUUAUUUCCCACAAAAUUAAUGAUAUUUUAUCUGCUGAGGAGAUGUUUGGAAAUAUUGCCAAUAAUUUCUUUAAAAAAGGUUGGGUGUCAUUGUCUUGAAAAUAAAGAAAAUAACUUCAAGCUGGAGCCUAUAUCUCAGUAAUGAAACAAUAAACAAAUAAAAAUAAUAACUUUACCAUUUUUAUUAUAACUCAGUUUAAAGAAUAUGAAAAGAAUAUUUCGUUUUUCUCUUGUUAAUUUAACAUUUAUCUGAUAUUUCUUUCUUUAAGAAAUGUCUGAGAUAACAUUUAAAAUAAAAUAGUAUUUGGAAAAUAAUUCAAAAUUCCUAAACAAAAUCAGAACUCCGUGUAUUGUAUGCAAAACUCUUUGAAGAGGAAAUCAUUCUUCAAAAGCAAUGUCUAACCAUGGUGGUUCUCCAUAAAUGGUAAAACUCACCACAGGGAAUAUGAACAAAGAAAUAAGAAAUGAAUGAAAACAAAACAAAUGAUGAUAAUAAUAAUAAUAAUCUAGGGACAUUUUUCAUUGCAUUAUGAAAAUAAAUGAAUAUCAUUAUAAAAAGUAAGUAACUAAGUUUAUUUCCGAGACAGGUAGAAAUGGUUUCCAUUUCUUAAUAAACAAACAAAAUUUCAAUUCUAUAGGAUCAAAUUCUUGAAUUCGAAUAUGAAAAUCUUAUUAACUAAAAAAAAAAUAAACAAGAAUUUCUAAGAUUAUCUUUUAGAUUUAUGCUAUACCAAGUACAGAUAUGUUUGUUGAAUAAACAUAUACCUAUAUAAAAAUGUUCAAACUGUGGAAUAAAUUUUAUGCAGUGAGAAAGAAAAGAAGUUUUCUAACAUUUUGGGCAAAAACCCUUCAUCUGAGUGAGACAAAUGUGUUAUUUACUGUUCCUCACAGCAUUAAAUUUAUUCCACUGCUUAGACAUUUUGUAUGGCUAUUUGCCAGCGCAGACCAUCACUAACUUCCUCAGAUGCUACUGUUUCACAAAAUAUAUAUGUAUGAAGAUACAUAUAGACAGAUAGAUAUGGAUAAUAUGUCUCUGCAUAAUAUCCUUAGCAGUGGUGAAGAGAAGACUGUCAGAAACAAAAAAAAAGAAGAAAAAAGAUAUGUAUGGAAAGCCAAUGGAUCAAUCGCACUUUAUGUAAAACUAAUCAUAAAAUUCCUAAGAACUUGGUUUUGACUGUGACCUUAUUGAAAAUGGAAGAGGAAAACUAUAUUAUACAAUUUGAUUUCAAUAAACUUGAAACGAUUAAAAAAAAAAAAAGGCAACUGGAACCAAAUCAAAGGAUUAUUAGCAUGCUGAAUGAAUCAGCAGUUAUUACAUGUGGUAAGGAAUUAUAUUGAUUGCUCCCUUUUAUCACCUACAAAUUUCACAUAUGAAAUCUAGUAUAUUUUUUGAUUCAAACUGCCCUAAUGUAUGUUCAUAUAUACAUAAUCAUGAAAAUGAAGUCUUAAGAGCUGGAAGGACCCUUAACUCUAAGGAUUUUUUUUUUAAGAUCAAAGUGUUUUAAUAAUAAAUAUGUUAUUACUCCAACAUAUUUUAUUUUACACUUAAGCAUAACUGGAUAGGUUGUUGUUUUUUUUAAUUAUUAUUUCAUAUUAAAGUUUAGAUAUUUUUAAUCAGUUUUAGCUUAAGUUUACCAAUUUAUUCCAAUUCCAGUGAUUUGUGGCAAACCUCAUAUGUGGAAAUUUCCUUUCUAUCAUUCCUAUUUUUUUUUGUUAAUUUAAAAGCUAUUGUGAAUAAAUAAUCCCAUCAGCUACAUGAUUCCUCCCAAAUAAAUCCAAUGAGCCAAUCAAUGGUUCAAUACAGCUCAGAGAUCUUUAAAGAUACACAAGAUGAUGAUGAUGGAUACAAAAUCCAUUUAGCACCCUUCGUACCUGGUAAAGCACAACUCAGGUGUGUAGUGGAGAAUUGUGCUUUGAGUGAGCUGAUCUGAAACAGAACUCAUUACAGAUUUUGUUCAUUAAACCAAAAACUACGGGGGUUAGCACUAAUGGAAAGAUGUAUGCCUCCACAUUUGUUAAUCAAUUUAAACAUUAAACUAAAAUUUACAAAAAAAAACCUGACUGUUUGUAUCCGAAUAUUUCAGACUGUUACUAAGUAAACUAUGUUGAAUCAGGGAAGGUUACUUAAUUUGUUUUUAUAUAUUUUUGGGGCAGGAGUUUUUGUUUAUUUCACUUAAAAAAAAAAAAA